AUGUUGCACGAGAAUGGGAUACCAAUUGGAUCGUCGAUUAAGGGAGUUGAGCAAGCGAUCAAGACGCAAAAAGAGAUCGAGAACAACGAUCCAAGUGAACAAAUAGCGAAAGCGGUGUUCGAGAAAUUUCGACAGCAAAUCUUGCCAGGCCUUGUCGCAAAUAUAAUUUCAGGAAGGAAUCCAUUCCGAAUGCCAAAUACAGGCGGUGGAAUGAGUGGAAUGAGACAAAUGCAACAAAUGCCCGAAGAGAUUCGACAAAAGCUCAUUGCACAACAACGAAGCCAAGCAGAAGAGUCGACUGUUGAGCUGAACAAUGAAAACGAGAUUCGAAGAAGUCCGAGAAGAAAUGAUGAAGAUGAGCACGAUUUGGAAGAUUUAGAGACAAGGCUCCGAAGCAGUCCACGUUUGGCGAUACUUUUGAAGAAUCCAUCAAUCCAUUCGCUUCUCUCAAAUCGCCGACUUCACGAUGAGCCACUUGGUCGAUCACUGUCGGAUCGAUUCGUCAAAAAUACGAAUCUUUUGGAAGACUUUGGGACGAGAUCAGCGUUAGCAUUGGGAAUCAAUGAAAUGAUGGCUGAAGAUGAGGAGGAAAGCUCGGAAAAUCAAAUUAGACGAUCGCCGUUGAAAUUGCAUCCGGAAUUCGUGGCGAGUCUCUCUGGGAAUCCAGAAAUUGCGGAAGCGCUUGCAAGACUAAACUACAAAGUGGAUGAAGUGGAUGGGUUGUUGAUACCGAAAAGACGUCUAAUCAAUCCACAUCCACAGCCGGGAUUCCUUGUGCCAAGAAAGAUACCAACAAAACCAAGAAAAAUGAUUCCAAUCUUGGUGGGAGUGCCGGAUAUCGACAAUGCGAUUUCAACAGAAUGGGGAACGAUUCGGAGAGCGCCAAGUGAAAUGGAUGUAAAGCCAAUGAAAGAGUACAAAUCACGAGUGAUUGCGAAUCUCAAAAAUAACCCCAAUAGGAAGAGAAAUUCUCUCUCCAGAGCAAAAGGGUCUCUUUCUUCGCAUUCUCGACAAAUCCAUCCACGAAUGCUUGGAGCGAACACAUUGAAUUUAUCAAAUAUUGAUAAACAAGUUGUACAGACGAUGGAAGAGCGCCCGAUUCCGCCACUUUUUUGGAUUCCAAAGGGGAAACACACAAGAAUUCGAUGGACGGGCGCGCAAGAAAAAGAGAUUCCCGGAUUGGGGACAAGGCUAAUUUUCCCGUCAUUGGACCCAACUGCUCCAGCGCUUAACACCGCCAUGUCGACUCAGGGAAGGGCACGUGACGAGUGGGAUACGAUGUUCAAAAUACCGAACAAUUGGAAUCCGGGCGACGAGGUUGGCUUCAAUGUGAAGCAGAAAAGCGAGAGAUUCAUCGGCGGCACCGGGAAUUUCGAUAUGCCAGCCUCACACCUG
Molecule: messenger RNA, 1395 nt
Organism: Mesorhabditis belari
Lineage: Eukaryota; Metazoa; Nematoda; Chromadorea; Rhabditida; Rhabditidae
Source: the annotation of a GenBank genome assembly